GGUCCUCAAAGUUUAAGCUGGUCCCCUUACUACUGCAACCUAAAUUUAAUUCUGGAGCUCAAAAAUCAUAGCAAGAGUUGGGAGUAUCAAGACAAACUUAGACAAACAGUACUAGGCUGCAUAAUCAAUCACAAGAUGCCUGCAGCCCCUAUACCCCAAAUUUUAGUUUUUUAAUCAUAUCCUUGAGACUUGAAAGCUCAGUUUUUUUUUAAAUCUCUUUUUUCCAACUAAAUCAGUAAUCACAGCUCUGAUCUCUAUGUCAUUUGCACUGAUCAUUUUGAAAGGAAUUUUUCUGUAUUUUACUCUUGGAAAAAGACAUGCAAUUUAUGUUCCUGAACUUGGUCGUUUUCAGUAGUAUAUGAUCCUUAAGAAUAUGGUUGAAAACCCCAAGAAACAGAAGGCUCAAAACUAGAGUAAAAAAGAUAACUUUUUAAUCUGAUACUGAUUUUCUCUCAUUGCAAAUAUUCAAAUGGAAAACAAAACAACUCUCUUUGCUUUCUUUGCUUUGCUGCUAAUUCAUGGUUUCUGCAUAAGUAAAGGGGAUGAUGAUAUACUAGCACCCAUGGAAAUGGAAGAGAAAGAGGCCCUUUACUUAACCAUCCAAGGUUUUAUAGGGAAAUGGUGGAAUGGCUCAGACCUGUAUCCUGACCCUUGCGGAUGGACACCUAUUCAGGGAAUGUCCUGUGAUUUCUUGGAUGGCUUUUGGCAUGUCUCAGUUUUAAGCAUUGGACAAGUCUAUGACAACUCACUCAACUGUUCACCAAAUGCAGAGUUUGAUAGUCAUCUAUUCCAGCUCAAACAUUUGAGAAGACUUUCUUUCUCAAAUUGUUUUCUCUCAUCUCACAGAACUGCAUCAGUCAGAAUUCCAAGUAUGUCAGAUUGGAGCAAACUUGCUAACGGUCUAGAGUACCUAGAGUUUCGGUUGAAUCCGGGAUUGACAAGAACCAUUCACAAUGCAUUUGGUUGCCUGAUAAAUCUUGAAUCCCUUGUGCUCGUAGAAAAUGGAUUGACAGGAGAAUUACCAUUUGAGUUAGGCAAUUUGGUUCAACUAAAGCGCCUGGUUCUCGCUGGAAAUCGCUUUUUCGGCCAGAUUCCAGCUAGCCUAGGAGGGUUGACAGAACUUCUGAUCUUUGAUGCUAGUAGGAAUUUCCUCUCAGGCCCUUUGCCUAUAACUCUUGGAGGAUUAAUUUCCCUCAUAAAGCUUGAUCUAAGUAACAAUCAAGUUGGUGGGAAGUUUCCAGGGGAAAUUGGAAAUCUUAAGAACCUUACACUAGCUGAUCUAAGCUGUAACAACUUUUCAGGUGGAUUGCCUGAAUCAAUACAAGAAAUGCCAUCUUUACAAGAACUUUUGCUGUCGAAAAACCCGAAUCUUGGUGCAGACCUUAUGGUAAUUUCAUGGAAAAAUCUGCAGAAUUUGGAAGUUUUGGACCUUUCUUACACUGGGACAACAGGAAAUGUGCCAGAAUCUGUGUCAGAAUUGAAACAACUGAGGUUUCUUGGACUGAAUAACAACCACCUCUCAGGAUCCAUACCUCAAAGUUUCCAAAGUCUACCAAGUAUCAGCUCUCUUUACCUGGAUGGCAACGAUUUUUCUGGGAAACUUGAAUUUCCAGAAUGGUUUUAUGAAAAAAUGGGGAGCCGUUUUAGAGUUUCUGAUAAUCCAAAUCUUUGUUGCACCCUUCAAAAUAUGUCAUCAAGGCAUGUUCCUGUUGGGAUACGUACAUGUGAUCAGCACUAAAAUGAUUUUAGCAGCAUAUUUGCAGAAAAAAACAUUUCUUUUUUUGUUCCUUUUUUUUAUUUUAAUAGUGAAGUUAUUGUUAUAGUUUUUUCUAUGCACAUAUUGUAUUCCAAGCGAUAUGAAUAAUGUGAUUAGUUUUUUUAUCACAUGAAAAUGUCACAUGUACUAUGGAGCAUUUGUAUGGC
Molecule: messenger RNA, 1923 nt
Organism: Oldenlandia corymbosa var. corymbosa
Lineage: Eukaryota; Viridiplantae; Streptophyta; Magnoliopsida; Gentianales; Rubiaceae
Source: the annotation of a GenBank genome assembly